Protopolystoma xenopodis is the source of this 396-nucleotide messenger RNA. The record is from the annotation of a GenBank genome assembly. NCBI's taxonomy places the organism in Eukaryota, Metazoa, Platyhelminthes, Monogenea, Polystomatidea, Polystomatidae.
AUGGACCACGUCUAUGGAAAAAAACAGACCUACUGUCAACCAAAUAGCUCCAGUCUCCGCCGCAACGAUCCUCUAAAGGUCAAGUUGCUACAGUCCAAGCGUCAGACUACGGCUCGUGCUAGACAGACUUCCCUUGUUGGCAAAGUCAACAAAACAGAUCACUUGGGCCAAUCAGAGCAGGAAAAAUCUAUGCAACAGUGUCGAGGAAAUGCUCGCGAUAGAGCCCGAGAUUUGAGUGACGGUGAACCAGUCUCUCCUUUGACGCCUGAAGAUGCAGAAGGGGAAACAGAUGUGAUAGAAGGAAAGAUGUUGGAGGUUGAGCCGAGUGUCGGGCAUCAAGAUGACAGCGUAUCACUUAAUAAAAAUUCAGAUAAGGCCAAAUUGAUGGUAAGCUAG